GACGCCAUGGACUGUAGCCACCAGGCUCCUCUGUCCAUGGGAUUCUCCAGGCAGGAAUAUUGCAGUGGGUUGCUAUUUCUUCUCCAGGGGAUCUUCCCGACCCAGGGAUUGAUCCCGGGUCUGCUGUUCUAAAUUGGUGCCUCAGUCACAGAACCCUUGGAGGUCCAACUUUGGCCCCCUCCCCAAAGCUCUGACUCUGACACAGUUGCCCCAAGGAGCAAGGGGAGCAGUGGAGAGUGUGGAUGCUGCAGCUGAAGUGUAGACGCCUCAGCACUCAUGGGUGAAUGAGUAGAAGAGUGUAUGGACCCACGUGCUGCUGUCUGGGGCUCUGGAAACGUGACUCACCUGUACCCGCGAGAGAGAGCUAGUCAGGUGGCUCAGUGGUAUAUACACACUAACUUAAAACACCUUAUCUUAAUGAAGAGGUACCUUCCCCAUUUGCACAAAGUGCCCUAUGGACUAGUAGUGUCCUGGCGCGUGCUUUCAGCCCGUGGAGAGUCAGCUGCUGGGGAGUCCCCUCAUCUCACUUCCCCCUCCAGAGUCCUGACUCCAGCCUGACAGCAGACCCCAAAGUGGGACUUCCCUGAGGGUCCAAUGGCUAAGACUCUGAGCUCCUGAUGCACGGGGCCCAGGUUCAACCCUUAGUCAGAAUCCCAUACGCCGCAGCUAAAAGACCCGGGAUGCUGCAAUGAAAAGAUCCUGCAUGCUGUGACACAGACCCAGCAUGGCCAUAUCAAUACAUAAAACAUUUAAUUAAUUAAGUUUUUAAAAAUGAUGGAAGGUGGCAGUGGCUCCUUACAGACCUCCAGAGUUACUUCCAAUCGAUGUGUCAACAAGGGACCAACCAACCUCUUUCUUGCUAAUGUGACAACUGCUCCUAGCGUAACUGCAAUACGUGAUUCUGCUCAAGCAUCUCUUUCUACUAGGAGUAAGGAAGAGGGAGCAAAAGAAAGAGUGAGGAGUGCGAAACUCCCAUCCCAUCAUACCUAAUGGCCUUAAGCGUCCCAGCCACAAGCCCUGGAUGACACAUUUGUGUCACUGAUCAUCAGAAGGCCCUGCGACCACUGUGUAGCCCUUAUGGUGUGGUUCCAGAGGUCAUUCUAAUAUAAAAAGUCAGAGGGUGGGAGGGAGAGCUGGGAGGGUAAGGGGCAGGACCAUCAGUAACAUGUAUACAGCAGCUGUAUUUCAUGAAACAAAUAUUUCAUCUCCCAACAAUAAUACAGGUAGAUAUUUGAAGCCUGUGAGGAAACUGAGACUCAGAAACUGUUCCACAAGGGACAUCUCAGAAGGACACAAAGCCAGUUUGAAGGGGAUCCCACUGGCUUAAAAAGGAACAAUUUGAACUUCAAGAAUAAUAGCAAUAGCAAAAAUAGUAAUAGCAACAACAAUGCCUGUGAUGUGUUGGAACAUGAGCCUUCAUAGAGAUACUAAAAAAAUAUCUUUUAUCACCUGUGGAGGCAGUUAGGGCACUCCCAUUAUUCUGAAAAUAGUAAAUGACAGGAAAGAAUCAAGCAUUCCCAGAAGGAAAAACAAGGAGUCAAUCAGCUAGAGAUGGUGGCUGCACACAGUGCCCAAAUAAUGAAGGAAAACGGGUCACCAGCUGUAGGAAAGGACUGGGUAGGGCUUAAUGCUGGGCUUAGAGUCUGGAUGCUUCCAUUUUUCUGGCUGCUCCCGGUUCUUAAAGGGUCAGCACAGCUUCUUUGGUCCCUGGCCUAUGGAGUUGCUGAUGUGAGAGAUGAGGGGGCCGCCACAGGAGAACACGUCUUCAUUCACCUAUUGCCAGAGAAGGACCACAAGACAAUCAACCAUGGAAUCUCCGUGGCAUUCCUCCAAAAGCGUUUAUUUUUGCUCACCGGCCACUGGGUUGUCUGGGCAGGACUCCUGCUCUGAUCUAGGCUCACCCAUGUGUUUGUGUUCAGCUCAGGGUCAGCUGAUGGCCCUGCUGACCUUGGCCGUGCUCUCUCACACUCUGGGGCCUCUGCGGGCACAGCUGGGCUGGCUUGGCUCUGCUCCUGGGCUGGCUUGGCUCUCGUCCUCCUGCAGGCUGGCCAGGACAUGCUGCGGGGCAGGUGCUAUUUUCCUGAAGAGAACAGAAGCAGGUGGCACCUCCUGAGGCCUCAGGUCAGCGCUGGCACCGGCCACUUCUGCUGCACCCAAGGCAGCCCGGGUCCAAGGGUUUGGGGAACUAGACUCCUGUUGUAGCUGAAGGAGGUGUGGAUACACAGAGGGAAAGAGAACCAGGCCCAUUUCUGCAAUCAGACUGUCCUAUCCCUGGUUGAGCUGAGAGCCGGCCAGGGCCAUGCCCUUCCAGUCCACCCUGACACCAUCUCCCUGACUGUGCCCAGAGGUCACAGGGGCUAUUUUGAUGAGAACUUGAAUCUAGAAACUGGUGCACAAAUCCUCUGCACCCACACCACUCGAAUACCACUCUGUGGACAUGCACACUCACAACCACUCUGUGGACAUGCACACUCACGGUCACACAUGCUAACACAUUCAAGCACCCCCACACAAGUUCACAGCCCCAUAUACACACACACCACAGCCACAGCUGCACACAUGGUCACAUGCUCACAGACACUCACAUAUACCCACACUCACACACCGGCACGUAUGCAUGCCUACACAUGUUCACAUGCAUGCACUCAUACACACACACGCUUUCACAAGCUCAGGUACACUCACACAAAUUCUCUGUGCCCAUGCCCUCACACACAUGUACUCAUACCUGCUCACACUCACUCCUACAAUCACACACUCUGCGCUCUGCCAUGGGUAAGGGGGGGACUGACUACCUGGCCCCUCUCCGCCGACAUCAGACAAGUUCAGCUGGAAGAAGUCAGGCCACCUCCUCCGGGUAACUCUCAGUCUUCCCCCAUCCUGAGCAGCAAGAGGGUGGAGGCUGAUGGGGACCCCUGUGGACCAGGUCCUGGUUCUGACACUCACAGUGGGACCCCAGCAGGCCAUUGGCCCCUCCGGGCCUAGUCGCCCUCUGAACAUCCAGGGAAGGAGCCGAUGCCCGCAGGGGCCCUGCUCCCGGGAGCCCAUGCUCCCAGCAGCAGCUUCCUGGGCCCCUGGGUGGGUCAGGCAGGAUGGGUGAGGCCACAGAGCCGGGAGGGACUUGAGAACUUCCCAGAGGCGGCAGCUCACAGCAGAGGAUUUCCAAGCCCCACACGAAUAGCAAGGCUUUCACACAAGCAUGUGUGAACUCAGGAGGGGCAGCCGGAGAGAAGAGGCAGUGGGGAGCAGGCAGCAGCGGGCAAGGCGGCGGUGACAGCUGGCCUCUGUCUCCCAGGCUCUCUGAGCACGAUGUCCACGGCUCCCUCCAGCAAUGGGGUGUUUGUCGUCAUCCCACCCAGCAACGCCAGCGGCCUCCGCUCGCCCCCAGCCAUCCUGCCCACCUCCCUGUGCCAGCCUCCAGGGAUCAUGCAGUACGAGGAGCCGCCGCUGGGGGCGCAGACACCACGGGUCACCCAACCACCGGACCUGCGGCCCGGGGAGACAUUCCUGACCGGAGAGCCCAAGGCUCUGGGGACCGUCCAGAUUCUCAUCGGCCUUAUCCACCUGGGCUUUGGCGGCGUGCUGCUCAUGGUCCGCCGCGGCCACGUGGGGAUGCUCUUCAUCGAAGGCGGCGUCCCCUUCUGGGGUGGAGCCUGCUUCAUCAUCUCGGGGUCCCUCUCAGUGGCAGCCGAGAAGAACCACACCAGUUGCCUGGUGAGGAGCAGUCUGGGGACCAACAUUCUCAGCACCAUGGCGGCCUUUGCAGGGACGGCCAUUCUGCUCAUGGAUUUUGGUGUCACUAACUGGGAUGUGGGCAGGGGCUAUUUGGCCGUGCUUACCAUCUUCACCAUACUGGAGUUCUUCAUUGCAGUCAUUGCCACCCACUUUGGGUGCCAAGCCACUCGCGCCCAAGCUCACGCGCCUGUGAUUUUCCUGCCGAAUGCCUUCAGCACAGACUUCAACAUCCCCAGCCCUGCAGCCUCUCCUCCCCCCGCCUACGAUAAUGUGGCAUAUAUACCCAAGGAAUCUUCAGAGUAGACGAUCGCUCUGGGGGUUGGAGCCCAGCCUGCCUCACUUUCCCCCGUCCCCCUUUCCCCCCUCCCCACAUUCCUCCACCCGCCCGACCCCGCCAUCCCCGGCCGAGCCUCUCCCCACCCUCGCCUUGUUUAUCUGGUGGCAGCCCGCCACCCCAGUCCUCUCAUGUUGUGGUACCGAGUGGAGUCCCUGGGGAUGUCUGUCCCACACAUUUCCCUCAGUGGUUUAUUUCCUAAAAAAGCUAGUUGAUGUCAAGGGUAUGUGUCCCUCUGCUCCCUGGGCCCCGCCCUUCAUCAGAAAAUGCCUCCUGAUGCCGCCCUGGAUUUCUCUCUACGCAUUUUGGAAACCCUGGCUUCGCUGGGACAUGGGUUCAAGGGCCGCCCUGGCCCUCAGGCCUUGGGACAGUCAUUAAGCUCAGAGAGCCCAGAAUCCUCCAGAAGGGAGAACUGAGUCCAGCUGCAGAGGUCACAGAGCCAAACGGCGGUGGUUUGGCCUCUGGUCACCAGGCCCCAGGACCAGCUCUAUAAUCUGCUGCCAUGUCUUCAGGCCUCAGUUUUCCCUCCCGGAAAAGAAAGUGUUGAACCAGAUGACAUUUAAGACACUUACAGCUCCCCAUGGGCUCCCAGAAGUCUAAAGUCUAAGUCAGGCAUGUCCCCUGACCCCAACUGCCUGCAGAACUGUUUGGAGGCCCUAUUGCCUCAGCCCUGCACACCCUCCAGGGCUGGAGGAGUUGCAAGGGAGACCUGAGACCAGCCCAUGGCACCCUGGUCAGCAUCCGCAGGCGGCAGCUGUGGGGGCCCCCUCCCCUGGGAGGGUCAGGACCUCCCCUGGCCUCUCAGUGCUCCCUCUCUCACCCCCCGCCCGCAGCCUGAGGAGAAAGCCACCUCUGAAGGUAUGAUGAGUUGGGCUGGGUCUCCAGGCCAGGGGACAGUUCCACCUGGUAUUUAGAGGCCCUGGCAGGUGGCUUGUCUCUCAUACCACAGAGGGAAAUAAACUGUGCUUACAACUUGA
Bubalus bubalis (water buffalo) is the source of this 5046-nucleotide messenger RNA. It is a transcript of the gene MS4A15, whose product is annotated as membrane spanning 4-domains A15. Gene Ontology annotation, cellular component: plasma membrane. The coding region runs from base 3310 to 4038 and encodes 242 amino acids. NCBI's taxonomy places the organism in Eukaryota, Metazoa, Chordata, Mammalia, Artiodactyla, Bovidae. The record is from RefSeq and is a predicted model, not a curated record. Gene Ontology annotation, biological process: cell surface receptor signaling pathway. The transcript is spliced from 7 exons.